Pseudomyrmex gracilis is the source of this 1930-nucleotide messenger RNA. Its product is annotated as protein MLP2-like. The record is from RefSeq and is a predicted model, not a curated record. NCBI's taxonomy places the organism in Eukaryota, Metazoa, Arthropoda, Insecta, Hymenoptera, Formicidae. The transcript is spliced from 5 exons. Bases 437 to 1618 code for a protein of 393 amino acids.
AUGUCAUUCUUUGUUGUUGAUGGAAUUAUAUAGUUAUUGCAUAAGUAUCAACAAUAAAAUUUUUCUGGUUUUGCUGCUUUUUGUUUGUUUGAACUUCGCAGAUAAUGAGAACAUCGAGUAAGGGUUAGGCUUGCUUCGUAGGGUUAAGUAAGAGCAGUAAAUAUACCUAGCGGAAGCAGUCCUAGAAAAUUUGAGUCACGUGACGAUUUGCAAAGACGUCAGACGUAAUUACGCAUGCGUAAGUGACGUUGGACCACGUGACAAACUUUGGUAAAUUAGAGCAAAGUGCAAAUCAGUGCAAAUGGUGCAACUCCUAGGAACACAGAGUAGACAUCGUAGAAUUGUUUACAUUUAUAAUACGUCUCUGUACGUAAGUAAAAAACUUUAUAAUAUACAAAUAAAUGUGCAUUAUUUUACAAUAAUACAGUGAGCAAACAUGACUACUCCUAAAGAAUAUGUGGUAGUUGGCAAGGCCGUAGAAAUGAAGAUAAUAUCAGAAUGUAAAACCAAAGAUCAGAAACGUACGACGUCUACGAAUUCUGUGCAAAAAACGGAAAGAAAGAGAUCUGAUAACGGAAAAACUGGACAUGAAAAGUGGCGUAAUAUUUUAGGACAACAAAAUACGCUAUCUAUAAAAGAGGCACGGUCUCAUAAAAAUAAAGAUAAAUUACCUAAAAGUGAUGUAAACAAAGAUCAGCAGACAAAUAAAAACAUAGAAGGCUGUUCAAAACAACAGAGUUCAGAAUUUAUUCUUGUUCAGGAUCGUGCAGUUCAAUGUCCUGAUAUCAAUAAGUUUGAUGAAUUUAGUUCACAAAUAUUUUCUUUAAAGGAAAAAUCAAAAGUUAAGAAAGAUCAAACUUGCAAUAUUGCCACUGAGAAUGAAAAAUUAUUGCCAAAGAGAUAUAUAGACUUUGGAAGAUCACCAGAGCUUACAGAAACUAAAUUAGAAACUAGAACUCAGUCAAAGGAAUAUAUUAGGAAAAUGAAGAUUACAUGUGAAAAAUUGGCAACAGAAAAAAAAGAACUACAAAGAGUGACUGAAGAGAAGGAUGUACAACUAAAAGAAGUUCAUGAAGAAAACACAAAUUUAAAGGACAAUUUGAGAAAGCUCAUGGAAGAAUUGGAAGAGACAAAACAACUUAAGGAUCAGUUAGAACAACAACUUAAAGAUCAAAAGAUCGUACUAAAUGAUAAAAUACAACUUCUACAACAAAAUAUAAUUAAUACAAAAUACGUAGUGGCAGAAAAAGAUUAUUAUGUCGAAUUAUGUCAACAUCAAGAUGAAAGAAUUAAGAAAUAUCAGAAUACCAUGAAGGAAUUACAAAAUCACAUUGUGACAUCGGGAACACCACCAAGUGAUAGAAGUUCGCAAACAUCAGUGAUCCCCACUCCGGAACGUGUGUCUUCAACUCCCAAUUCGAGCUUUUCUGAUGGCUCUUGGCAUGAUUUAUCAGACAUUUCUACAGUGAAACAAACCACACAAAGUAAAAUUAUACAAAAGGAUGAUGUUGCACAUUUAGAUGUUAGCCUACUCGAUGAGGAAUCGUCCCAUAGUACAAUCGAUUCUUGUCAAAAUGAAGACAAAUCGGCACGUUAUUUAUUUAACUCUGUGAGUUAAAAAAUGAGUACAAAAAAUUAGAGAGAUAAAUCUUCAUUUUAUUAUUAAGACAAAAUAAACAUAAAUCAAGGACCAUUACAAAAAUACUAAUAUCUUCCACUAUGUAAUUUUGUUGCAAAACUGUGAUAGAAGCUGAAACAUUUACAUUGAUCAGUAAGUGAAUCGUUUCGCGAGAAAAAGAGAAAGUUCUGUUUCUGCGCAUUGGUCUCUUUCUCAGUCAGAAUGAAACAACGUAUGGAAAGAAAACAAACAUAUUUUUACAAUGUUUAUAUGUAUAUUAUUUAAAUUUAACACAAAUUUUAAAAAAAUGAG